AGUUCUCUAUGGGAACGUCUCUGUGAACGAGCGUGUCUUCGAGCAGUAUCUUCGAGUCGUCGGCGAAGAUCUCCGUGAACGCGCAUGAUUUCGAACGAAAACUCCUCGCAUAAGAAUUGACACGUCCGCGUCGCGACGAUAACGAGCGAUCGUUUGCUGAAUUAGUCAGUGGAUCCUAUACUCACGAACGUAUCGAUUCCAAAAUGACUCAAAUGGGAAAGCUAUUGUUUUCCCUGCCCUUGUUCCUGGCGCUCCUGGCGUACGGAGCAGCUGAGGCUCCAAGAUUGGUCUGUUACUUCAGCAACUGGGCUAUCUACCGUCCGGAUGUAGGCAGCUACGGCAUUGACGACGUUCCCGCUGAUCUGUGCACGCACGUGAUUUACUCCUUCAUCGGCGUGAGCAACGUCACAUGGGGAGUACUCAUUCUCGACGAGGAGCUCGACGUUCAGAAAGGCGGCUUCAGCAAGUUUGUCGCUCUGAAGGAGAAACAUCCGCAUCUGAAGACCCAGGUUGCGAUCGGCGGCUGGGGCGAGGGUGGUAGAAAGUACAGCCAAAUGGUUAGCGUGAAAUCCAGACGUGACUCGCUGGUCAGCAGCGUCGUCGAUUUUAUGAACAAAUAUAAGUUCGACGGCUUCGAUCUUGAUUGGGAAUAUCCGGCUGCUACCGACCGAGGUGGCACCUUCAGCGACAAGAACAACUUCUUCUACUUCGUCGAGGAGCUGAGAACCGCGUUCGACAAGGCUGGCAAAGGCUGGGAGAUUACGAUGGCGGUGCCGAUGGCCACGUUCCGUCUCAACGAGGGAUAUCACGUGCCAGAAUUAUGCGAACUUCUCGAUGCCAUCCACGUGAUGUCUUAUGAUCUCCGUGGCAAUUGGGGAGGAUUUGCUGACGUUCAUAGCCCGCUCUACAGGAGGCCUCACGAUCAGUAUGCCUACGAGAAAUUGAACGUGCACGACGGUCUUCAACUCUGGGAGGACAAAGGCUGUCCCGCCAACAAGCUCGUCGUAGGAAUCCCGUUGUACGGACGUACCUUCACCCUCAGCCAGGGCAACAACAACUUCAAGCCCGGCACUUACAUCAACAAGGAAGCCGGUGGUGGCGAUGCCGGCAAAUACACCGGGGCUAAAGGAUUCUUAUCUUACUACGAGAUCUGUAUGGAACUUAAAAAGCCGGACCAAAACGGAUGGACCAAGGACUACGAUGACGUGGGCAAAGUACCCUAUAUGUACAAGGGAGGGAAAAGUCCUCAAUGGGUUGGUUAUGAGGACGCCGACAGUAUCGUUCACAAGAUGAAGUUCCUCAAGGAGAAGAAAUAUCUCGGUGCCAUGGUCUGGGCCGUCGACAUGGACGACUUCAGAGGACUCUGCGGUCCAGUGAAUCCUCUCAUGAACGCAAUCUACGACGGUCUGAAGGGUUAUACAGUAACACCUACGGAUUACAAGACAACUCCUAGACCCGAAUGGGACAGGCCACCUAGCACUACACCUUCGACAGGUGAGAAACCGAAACCCACACCCAAACCCACCUCGAACCCCGAGGUGACAACCGAAGUACCUCGUCCUACGCAGACUACGUCGAAGCCAGUCGAUGAAAAUGAAGUUAAGUGCGACGGCAACAAUAAUAUGAUCCCCAGCAAGGACUGCUCAGCGUACUUCCGCUGCGUCCACGGCAAACCGAUCAAGACACAGUGUCCGGCCGGUUUGAUCUUCCAAAGUACCAAGCUUAUUUGCGAUUGGCCAGCCAACGCCGAUCGCGAGGAAUGCAGAAAAGUCUAAUCGUCGGUGUGACUUGGUUCUACUAAUGUCAACCGUCCAGCAUUUCAUCGAUUCAUACAUCUCUCAGGUAUACGAGGGAAUUAAUUGCGAUAAUUUCAUAUAACAGAGAACAUUUGUUACGUGUUAUUAUUUGUUGUUGUGUGCGAGAACGUGUGCGAUGCGAAUAUCGCAAGCCACAAUAAAUCAUACGCAGUUUAUCAAAA
This is a messenger RNA of Wasmannia auropunctata (little fire ant), 1978 nucleotides long. RefSeq names its product endochitinase. Gene Ontology annotation, molecular function: chitin binding; chitinase activity. Gene Ontology annotation, biological process: carbohydrate metabolic process; chitin catabolic process. NCBI's taxonomy places the organism in Eukaryota, Metazoa, Arthropoda, Insecta, Hymenoptera, Formicidae. The record is from RefSeq and is a predicted model, not a curated record. Gene Ontology annotation, cellular component: extracellular region. The transcript has 10 exons. The coding region runs from base 204 to 1775 and encodes 523 amino acids.